Cryptotermes secundus is the source of this 2566-nucleotide messenger RNA. RefSeq names its product kelch-like protein 18 (gene KLHL18). Lineage: Eukaryota; Metazoa; Arthropoda; Insecta; Blattodea; Kalotermitidae. The transcript is spliced from 10 exons. The coding region runs from base 125 to 1831 and encodes 568 amino acids. The record is from RefSeq and is a predicted model, not a curated record. Gene Ontology annotation, molecular function: protein binding.
CACCAUUCCUACCGUUGUGAACGUUGUGAACUUAGUGUCACUAUUCAAGACAGUUCAAGGUCUAAUCGCUGAACGCGGAAGACACAGCUACGUACGGUGUUUUUGGAUGUAAACUUGAUAAAUAAUGGAAUCAGAAAACGAAGAGACCAUAACGUUUCAACAAUCCGACCUUUUUUCAUUAGGUUUUCCAAUCAUGGAAGAAAUCCGGAGGCAAGGAAAGCUUUGUGAUGUUAGGUUGAAAGUGGAUGAUCAGUCUUUUAGUGCACACCGAAUUGUCCUAGCUGCAACAAUUCCUUACUUUCAUGCAAUGUUCACACAUGAUAUGAUGGAGAGCAAGCAACGGGACAUCAAGAUACAAGGCAUUGAGGCAGCUGCGCUGGAAGCCCUGAUCAACUUCGCAUACAGCGGACAAGUGAUCUUGGAUAAUGACAAUGUGCAGACUAUCAUGGUUGGUGCUUCCUUCCUGCAGCUUAAUCAAGUCAAGGAUGCAUGUGCUAACUUCCUCAAGCGAAGGUUCCACCCUAACAAUGUGCUGGGUAUCCGAUCAUUUGCUGACACGCUUGGAUGUUCUCCGCUGGUAGUGGAAGCCGACAAGUACAUCCAUCAGUACUUUCAUGAUGUCUCCAUGUCUGAUGAAUACUUGAGCCUACCUUGCCCAGACUUGCUCAACAUUGUCCGAAAGGAUGAGCUUCAUGUCUUCACAGAGGAACAGGUGUUUGAAGCAGUGAUGAGAUGGGUAAAGAGGGAACCAGAAGUGCGCAAGAAGGACCUGCCACAGCUGCUUGCUGCAGUCCGUAUGCCACUUCUUACCCCACACUACCUGGCUGACAGGGUCUCUGUGGAAGAACUGAUCAGGACAUCACAUGAGUGCCGGGACCUACUGGAUGAAGCCCGGGACUACCACUUGAUGCCUGAGCGGCGACCGCUGUUGCAGAGUUUCCGCAGUCGACCUCGGUGCUGUAAUUGUAUUAUGGGUCACAUCUUUGCUGUUGGUGGUCUUACAAAAUCAGGUGAUUCGUUGAGUACGGUAGAGGUGUAUGAUCCAAUUGUUGGUCGCUGGCAGUUGGCAGAAGCGAUGAGCAUGCUCCGGAGUCGUGUUGGUGUGGCUGUAAUGCGAAACAGACUGUAUGCAUUUGGUGGUUACAACGGGUGUGAACGGCUAUCAACUGUUGAAGUGUUUGAUCCCCAAAAACGAGCAUGGAGUCGAGUUUCCCCUAUGCAUUGUAAACGCAGUGCUGUGGGAGCAGCGGCACUCAAUGACUGCUUGUACGUAUGCGGUGGAUAUGAUGGGGUGACAUCUCUGAAUACCGUGGAGUGCUACCAACCAGACAAAGAUGAGUGGAGUAUGGUAGCCAGGAUGUUAAAGCAUCGCAGUGCUGGUGGUGUGGUAGCCUUUGGAGGAUUCAUAUAUGCUCUUGGUGGACACGAUGGACUCUCUAUUUUUGACUCGGUGGAACGGUACGAUACCCAUGCAGGGAAGUGGGUGGCAUGUGUGCCCAUGCUCACUAGGAGGUGCCGCCUGGGAGUGGCCACUUUGAAUGGCAAACUGUAUGUAUGCGGCGGGUAUGACGGCUCAACAUUCUUGCAAAGCGUCGAGAUGUUCGAUCCUGUAACCAAUCAGUGGCGCAUGGUGGCACCAAUGAAUGUUAUGAGGAGUAGAGUGGCGCUUGUCGCAAACAUGGGGAAGCUCUGGGCCAUUGGAGGGUACGAUGGUGUCUCUAACUUGUCGACCGUUGAAGUUUACGAUCCAGCGACUGAUUCCUGGUCAUUUGUAGCGUCCAUGUGUGCUCAUGAAGGUGGGGUGGGUGUUGGAGUGAUUCCCAUCUGUUGACUGGUAGUUGUUGUGACACAGACAUCUCAGUACAUAUCGGGUAUCCUAAUGAGAGUUCUUCAAGGCACAUCAAGAAGGAGCCAUCACCUCAGGUGUUUGAAGUGGGGAACUAUCAUGUGACACCACUUAGUGCACAUCAACGCAUUCCACAACAAACAGAAUGUGCCAAGUGGUGUAUGUGCUUGGCCUCAAGGGCUCCUAGGUUAUUAUCUGAGCCACAGUCUUCAGCGAAAUGUGCAUGGCAUUGUAACACAUCACUUGGAUUUGAAAAUCUUUACUAAUUUCAAAUCAGUUGACUAAUGUGAUUGGAUCAUUUUCUGCAUUUUGUUUGUAGUUCAUUUAACACUUCAUGGACUGGCAAUUUAAAUAUUUAAGCACCUCACCAUGAACACAUAUUGGUGAUCGGUGGAAUAGAUCCACGUAUUCUCCACAUUGGUACUAGAUGCUGAUUGGUCAGAUUCACAUUGCCAGCCACUUUACCCCCUGUGGACAUGUCCCCAUAUUUGGGAAUGAGAGUAACAAAUCAAAAUUUGAUGCAUGGAGAAAUUGGUCUCUCCAAGUUAAGUCAUGUCAGUAUGCCUACUUUUCUCCACAUGAACUUUAAUUUAAAUCAGUUUACCAUGACCCUGUCAUUAUCGCUGCAUGGAAGGAAUUUCAAACAGCAUGUAUAUAUGUAUAAAACAUAAAUGAAUAAGAUAUACAAAGACAAAACAAUUCCGUCCAGUGUGACUAUUU